Rotaria sp. Silwood2 is the source of this 1431-nucleotide messenger RNA. The record is from the annotation of a GenBank genome assembly. Lineage: Eukaryota; Metazoa; Rotifera; Eurotatoria; Philodinida; Philodinidae.
AUGGCGUACCAGUUAAAAAAAGAACAUUUAAGGAAUUGGGAUGCAUCAAAAUCUAAUGAAAAACCAAUAUCUAAUGAUGAUCAAAGUACUUAUAUAUCAGAACAGUCCUCCCCUAUAUCAUUUCGUGAAAAUAAUCUACCACCUAUUCCAAAUAAUAAACAAUUAUUAACACCACCUUUACCGCGAGCUGAUCUACCAAAAAAACAACCUCAUACUCUUCGAUAUCCUUAUAAUGAUUUACCAGAAAACGGUAUACCACUUGCUACUCAAUUUAAUCAUGCACGAAAAGAAGAAAAAAAAAGCAAAAAAGCUCUUCGUAAAGCACCACCAGGUCAAGGAAAUCUUGUUCCAUUACCUGAAACAAAUCCACCUGCAAUGAAUGAUAACUAUUAUCCCUAUUGGCAUUAUUAUAAACUAAAAAAUCCUGAUUGGAACAUGCGUCAUCGUCAAACUACUGAUGGUCAACUGAUACCUUAUGAUCCAGUCGAUCCUUCACAAUAUGCUCAUGAACCUGCAUUAACAAAGUCACCGACAACAUCACGUCGACAUCAUCGAAAGUCUCAUCAUAAUAAUCAUGAUGCAUCUAUCACGAAAUACAGUCCUAAUCAACAACGUCAUGACGUGGUUGAGAAAGUAUCACCAUCGUCACCUAAACAAUAUAAACGUUUGGAAGAUACUGAUCAUAUAGAAAAUUUGGAUCAGACACGAAGACAAAGAAGUUCUCAACAACGUCACAAAUUUAAGACAGAAAAUGAUUGGCAUGAUAAGUCUGUUCCAUCCAUGACGGAGAAACCAUCACAAGACUCAAAUAAUCUAACUAUACCUUCUGACGCUUCAGUACGUCGAUCAAAACAUCGUUCAGAAAAAAUGAAUAACGAUUCCACUGAUGAAAAUAAAAGACAUCAUCACGUUCAUCGUCAUCGUCAUCAUCAUCAUCAUUCCCCUACUCAAUCUCAACAACACCACCAUCAUCAUCAUCAUUCUCCUACUCAAUCUCGACAACACCAUCAUCAUCAUCAUCAUCACCAUUCUCCUACUCAAUCACAACAACAACAACAUCAUCAUUCCCAUCAUCAUCACCAUCAUCGUCAUUCUCAUGAUCAUUUUUCACCAUCCAAAGAAUAUGUUGAUUGUGAAUUUCAAGUUGUUGAUGCUUCAUUUAAUAAAUCAGAACGAACACCUUAUUUUCAACGAACAGAAACUCCACCUCAUUCACCUCCACCUGUAAUUUAUAAUCAACCUUCUUAUCUACCACCUAUUACAAGUGAUUAUCAUAGUGGACCAAAUUCAACUGAUUAUUAUAGUAUACAUACGCUUAGUAAAGAUUGGAGAGAUUCAAUUAAAUCACCACAAAUAUAUAAAGCUGACCCGCAAACGACAUUCUAUGAUCGCUAUCUAAAUAGCGUAAUAGAUAAAAAACUAGCUACUUGA